Messenger RNA from Acipenser ruthenus (sterlet), 5912 nucleotides. Its product is annotated as shaker-related potassium channel tsha2-like. Gene Ontology annotation, cellular component: voltage-gated potassium channel complex; membrane. The coding region runs from base 319 to 1740 and encodes 473 amino acids. Gene Ontology annotation, molecular function: delayed rectifier potassium channel activity; protein binding. The transcript has 2 exons. The record is from RefSeq and is a predicted model, not a curated record. Gene Ontology annotation, biological process: potassium ion transmembrane transport; protein homooligomerization. NCBI's taxonomy places the organism in Eukaryota, Metazoa, Chordata, Actinopteri, Acipenseriformes, Acipenseridae.
AGCGCUUGGGGAGGGCAGUGAGACUUAAAAUGCUGUGAAUGUGACAGCCGCGGGUCCAGUCUGCCAAAGUGAGGAAGGUGAUGUGAUGAACCGGGUUUAACCGGUCAAAGAAAUGUGAACAAAAACAAACAAGUGAAAAAUAAAAUAAUUUAAAAAAAUCUGCCAACAGGCUGGUAGAAGAAAGGAAAGACAUGGCUUUCUAUUCUACAAGUGACUGAAUACAUCUGUACCAAGCAUCUGGGUUAACGGAUACAGUCUGGAAGAGGGAGUGCGAGAUAAAUUAUUAAGAGAAACUUUACCCGUGGGGGGAAUAAAAGGAUGACAGUGGUGCCUGGUGAGAAAGUGGACGAGACGGUGUCACUGACAGCCCACGAUGCCUAUGAUUUGGAGCAAGCGGAUCAGGAUUGCUGCGAGAGGGUGGUCAUCAACGUCUCCGGCUUACGCUUUGAGACCCAGCUCAAGACCCUUGCGCAGUUCCCCAACACCUUGCUGGGGGAUCCUAGGAAAAGAAUGCGCUUCUUCGAUCCCUUGCGGAACGAAUACUUCUUCGACAGGAAUCGUCCCUGCUUCGAUGCAAUCCUUUAUUAUUACCAGUCUGGCGGGAGACUGAGGCGACCGGUCAAUGUACCUGUCGACAUUUUUAUGGAGGAAAUCAAAUUUUACGAGUUAGGGGACGAUGUGAUUGAGAAUUUCAAGGAGGAUGAAGGUUUUAUAAAAGAAGAAGAGCGCCCAUUACCUGACAACGAAUACCAACGCCAGAUCUGGCUGCUGUUUGAGUAUCCAGAUAGCUCGGGAGCUGCUCGGGGCAUUGCCAUCGUAUCUGUGCUGGUUAUUUUGAUAUCUAUUGUCAUAUUCUGUUUGGAGACACUGCCAGAGUUCAGAGAAGAAAACAGACACACUGAAAGCCACUUUGCCACCAACGGGACCCACCAUAUUAAGCCCAAUCCGUUCACUGACCCGUUCUUCAUCGUGGAGACACUUUGCAUUAUCUGGUUUUCCUUUGAGCUCAUGGUGAGGUUCUGUGCCUCCCCGAGCAAGCCGGCUUUCUUUAAAAACAUCAUGAACAUGAUCGACAUAGUUGCCAUCAUUCCUUAUUUCAUUACCCUGGGCACCGAGCUGGCUGAGCACCAGGGAAACGGACAACACGCCAUGUCAUUGGCGAUCUUAAGAGUCAUUCGUCUGGUCAGAGUCUUUAGGAUUUUCAAGCUCUCCAGACACUCUAAGGGGCUCCAGAUCCUAGGAAAGACGCUCCAUGCGAGCAUGAGAGAGCUGGGGCUGCUGAUAUUCUUUCUGUUCAUUGGUAUCAUUCUGUUUUCCAGCGCUGUCUAUUUCGCAGAAACAGACGACCCAUCCUCAGUGUUUACCAGCAUCCCAGAGGCGUUCUGGUGGGCGGUGGUAUCCAUGACCACUGUGGGUUAUGGUGACAUGUAUCCUGUUACAAUUGGUGGCAAAAUUGUAGGUUCCUUGUGUGCCAUUGCAGGUGUGCUGACAAUUGCGCUGCCGGUACCAGUGAUCGUCUCAAAUUUUAACUACUUCUAUCACAGGGAGACCGAGCAUGAGGAGCAAUUCCAGUACACACAUGUAACGUGCGGGCAGCAGCAGCCCUCUGAACUCAAAAACAGUAACAGCCAACCUUCUAUUAGCAAAUCAGAUUACAUGGAAGAAACCGAUAUAGAUGCAUUCAGAUAUACCAACUGUACCCCCAAAAAGCGAUACACAGGGAAGCUAACUGAUGUAUGAACCGAAACGAAAAUGGACAACGUGAAAAACAACGUACAUUUUUCAUUCAGCACUUUUGCUUAAAUAAUAAACAACCUCUUAUGCAGAGUAUUCCUAAUGCGCAGAAGCGAGGAAUACUCUGACAUUUGGAAGCCUAGGCAUGGUUUGUGAACCGUAAGUUUUUUUUUUGUUUUUUUUUUAAAUAUAAUUAUUAUUGCUUUCCACAAGCUGUCUUCCACUUUCGUACAUUCGUCGUUAACAAUUUGCUUUAAAAAAAAUGAAAAAUAAAAAAAUAAUAUGCAAACGGGGAUUUCAUGCGUGUGCCCUUUAUCCCCGUCCUAUCGCAAUUUAUUAAAAAAAAAAAUAAUAAUCAAAGCGCUCAUGCCAAAUGAAUUUAUAAAGAUAAGGAAACCAUUUGCACAACGCAAGAAGCUUUGUCUGGGAUGGAACACUGAGAGACACCGACGCUUUAGGUUAUGCUUGAGAAUGAAGUCCUAGGAUGGAGCACAAAUUGUUAAUAAAUUGAACAUGCGGCAUAUUUGACACUCACGACUGACAAUGGACAGCACAAUCUAAGUUAAACGCCAGCAAGGUCAUUCUAUGUGGCGAAGACGACCUGCCUUGUGUUUUCUCAUGUGGUCACGUAUUUUCCAUGAGAGUCACUCUAAACGCAUCACUCACACCGUUAAUUAUGAGGAAUUAACUGAGCUAGACGGAUUCUUGCCACGAUGCCAUGGCUUUUUCUAGUUGAAACACACCAUUGCUUUUGUGCGCGUGUAUUUGAAGCCUGCACCACAUCAUAAAGUACAGGCAGCUGGAAAGGCGACGUGACCAGCAGACAGAAAGCAAAACAAGCCACUCAUCGCAUCUCUGUUAAAAACUGUCCACCACAAUCCUUAUGUACUUAUAUUUUGCUGCCAGCUUUGCCCCUUCUUUUCUUCCAAUCAACCAUACUUUUUUUUGUACUGCAGCGAUAAUUCAGCUGUUUAAAACGUUGUUUAAAAUAAUGAAAAGUAUAUUUGAUUUGCACGUAAUAUACAAUUAUGUUUACAUCAGAAGACAUGGAUUUCAUUUUUGCCCUCCCCUCUCCGCACCAAAAUGCUUUAUUAUCUGCAAAUGCCUGCUAUGAUAAGAACGUUGGGGAGUACGUAAAAUAUAUUUUCAUUAUUAUUAUUUUUUUAAUUAUAGUUAUUAUUAAUGACAAAUAAUUUUAUAUUGUAGCCAAUGUUUACCAUGUUGGAAAUGAAACAAACUACUCUAAAACAGAAUCUUAGUGCGCCACUGUGUGGUAGAAUGAGAAUCAAACAAGCGACUUUCGAGAUCCUGGUUUCUAUAGCAACCUUCCAGACGGUUCUUUAUACAGAACAAUACCUCUAGACAGAUAAAAUCAGAUAUUCACUAUGGUGUUCACUUUAACGAGAAAGAACUAAAUAAAUACACAUCAAUAAAGACAUAUGUUAUCUUCCCAGUUACUGUAAUUAAAUGCAUCUUUACGGCCUGUGAAAAUGUACAAGGGCAUUUAGCAGUCAACCCUUAAAAUGUUGUCAUCUUAAAUCAACUAUAUGACAUUCUGUGUGCUACCAAAUGCCAUACGGCACUGACUGCUAUGACUUUGGGAAUCAGAUGCUUAAUGCAACAAAGGACAAUUCCAAAAAUACCAAUGGCCCUUGUAUGGGAAUAACGAUUUUAUACAGGAGUUGUUAUUUUAAAAAUCUAUUAAGUUCUUCAUGGCUAAAAUAGUUUAAGCAAAGUCAUCAUAGUAGUCUGUUGGUAUUGGUUGCAACAAAUACAGUAGUUAUCAAGUGGCUUGCAAGCAAAUUACCACCUUUUUUUCUAAAAUCAAAACGUGAUACUUUUAUGUGAACCUUGAUGCAAUAAUGAGGAUGCUGGAGGGGAUAUCAAUCUUGACCUUCGUAAAAAAACAACAACAACAAUGAAAAAAAAAAAAAAAACGUUCAACAUGGAAAUAUAUCAAUACCCAAAAGGCCACAUUUUAUUUUAUUUUUUGCCCAAAGCAAAAUAUACAGCAACUUUCACAUGCUUCUCUGUUAAAAUCCUUUAAUUCUGGAAAGAUAGAAAAAAACUAUUGGGGUUGUUAAAAGUGAAAGGUGGGGAUUCUUUAAUUUAAGGGAAAUAGUCAUUGGAAACAAUGAAGUGAUUCUGAUGCUGUGCAGCUCUAAAUACAUUCGCGCGCUGGUAGGAUGAAGCAAAGAAAGCAGCGUUCCGCAUUUGCUAUAAAUAAAACCUGCGCUCCUGCUUGUCACUGAUGGCGGUACCUGCAGUUUGAAAGUCGCCCAGAAGAUCUCAGCAAGACCAGGAAUCGCAUCAGCUGAAAGGAGCUUUGCAACGACGUGUCUUCCUCUGAAAUGGAAUAGAAACGACGAUGCAUUGGCAAUAGCAUUAAAACGAGGACGUUUGGUUGACGAUAAAAGGAGGAUACAGAAGCGCAGAGAUGGCCUCCCACAUCCCCACCCCCACUCCCCCUAAAAUAGGGGAAAAGAAAAAAAAAACACAAAAAACAAACAGACUACUUUCACCAGCUAGACGAUAGACAACAGACUUAGAUGGUUCUUCAGACAUCUUUAUUUGUUACUUGAACCAGUUCGAAAGCACAUCAAGCAACGACCCCCCUCCUUCUGUGAGGUUCAAAAGCACAAAGCAAAGAUUUUGUACAAGAGGGAAAUGAAGACCAGACAGCUCUGUAACUUGGUACUCCAGCUUAUUGUGUGAAUAAAUUACAUUCUGAAUUACUGUAUGGACAAAGAGUACCACAGCCUGCACUAAUGAUCCCAAGAAAGCUGCAUUUCAUGAAAACUGGUGUAUGGUUAAGUAAUUCUAAUGAUUAUGUAUGACUAUUUUAUGACUAUGUUAUAAAAUGUGAUAUGUGUGAAAUGCAUAAAGUAUAAUUAUUAUUUAAUAAUUAAACUAGUAAAAAAAUGCUAUGAAAAUUGGGAAGAAUGGGAACUACUUUUACCAAAACAAAUGUGGUUCAAGUUGGCUUGAUCCACUGAUGCACACUUUCAGUAUGGUGCAGUUAUUUGUCAUGUCUAAUCAUCAACAAUCUUUUGUUUCAAAGCUAACUGCAGUGAAUGACCAGUGUCAACACCAUCCAUCUACUUUGCCAUCUUCAAUAUAUACUGUACCGGUCAUAAACAGUCCAAAAAAAAAAAGAACAUUUUUUGCAAAACACUUUCUUUAUUUUCUUAUUUUUCUCAAUGUCAGCAUAUUGAAGAUGGCAAAGUGAUGGAUGGUGUUGCGUCAAUGGAUCAAGCCAACUUGAACCACAAUUGUUUAGUUUCCAUUCUUCCCAAUUUUCAUAGCAUUUUAUUUUCUUUUACUGGUGGACUGUACUGCUGUGUGGUCCAGUGGUUAAAGAAAAGGGCCUUGUAAACAGGAGGUCCCUGGUUCAAAUCCCACCUCAGCCGCUGACUCAUUGUGUGACCCUGAGCAAGUCACUUAACCUCCUUGUGCUCCGUCUUUCGGGUGAGACAUAAUUGUAAGUGACUCUGCAGCUGAUGCAUAGUUCACACACCCUAGUCUCUAUAAGUCGCCUUGGAUAAAGGCGUCUGCUAAAUAAACAAAUUAUAUAUAUAUAUAUAUAUACACACACUAUAUUUAUAGUUUGAUAUGCAAUAUCAACAUGUCUAAAUUCUAAGAGAACUACAGUAUUCUUCUGUGUAUUUACUUUGCAUAUCAUGUGACAUACCAAAUCUUUUGCUGUAUGCUUGCAAUCUAGGGCAUUGGAACAUGUAGAAAUGGGUUUUUGUGUUCUGUGUAGACGGUUCAAAACUGCUCUAACACUGUUAGCUUAACUUGUGGGAACAAUUUACAAUUCACUGCAGGAAUUAUUGUUAUCUGUUUGAACACCGUUUAACUAGUGAGGAAAAGGUGUUAAAUCUAAUUUUUUAAGUAUCAUAAAUAUGUUUUAUAUAUAAGGGAUCGGUUAUACUGGUGACAUUUUUAAAUGUUUAACAUUUUGCUAUGCCUCCGUUUAUUUUGUGGUUUGACCUUUGGUUCAGUUUAGCGGGAUUUACGUAGCAUUACAAAGGGUACUGUUUAUAUCAAGAGCUUUUUGUGAUUUUAAAUUCUAGAACAUUGUGGAGGAGCGACAUAUAGUUUAUUGAGUUAUUUUUUAAUUUUUUAUUUUUUUUAAUAGAAUGCUGUAUCACUGUAAUUAAACGCAUCUACCUCUG